UUAACAAGCAGAUCGCAAGUUAAGAAUUACGAUUUAAAAGUGGUAAACAUACAGACAAACAUAUAUAUAGGGCGUCUGGCGUUUUCUAACAAUGCAAAUCAUUUUUCAUGAAAACUGCGCGUACGUGUGUAAAUCGAAUUUUUGAAUGAAGUGACAUUGAUGUGAUUUUGCGCAACGGUAACGCAUAAAUCGCACCCGCUGCUGUCAAGUAAUGUGUAACUAACUAAACUCACUUACUUAGACGAACGAGCACACUUCACAGCACUUCUGCAAAUACGCUUAUGAGCGAAGGUAGCGUAGAAAAACGAGCGCGUCAAUAAAGUGUUAAAUCGUUUAAGUACUGUUUAUAUUGGCGUGGCACGUGUUUUCCCCGCUUUAGUACCUUGUGCACAUGAAUGUGUGAUGUUGCCGACGACAACAUUUCGCCGCCGCAAUGGCUACGAGGAUCUGGACAAGUGCAAUCAAUCAUUAGAGGAAUAUCUGCCGAACGUCCUUGUGCGCGCCGAGGGUCAAACAGCAUGGGCAGCGACGCCAACCCAGUUGGGUCAACAAAAGCAGCAAACUAAUCGUAUUUUCUCAAUCUCAGAUACGGCAUUAAAUGUAACACCACCGAAAAAUUCCAACACGCCGGCAGCACCUUUAAGCAGCCUGUCCCAACAGCAAUCAACGUCGCACGCUUCACACAAUCAAUCUACGCUCAGUCUCAAUAAUGGCAUUAGCCUUGGCUCCAUCGUGUUGUUGCCCGGUCCCUCACGUACGCAAAGUUAUGCCAACCUGAACCAUGAGUUCUAUGCUGCUAGUAUGUAUGGUAGUGGUGCCGCCAAAAAGUGCGGCAACUCCUAUAUGCGCAAGGAAAAUUUGCGUUUACUUUGCUUCGCACUCUUUUAUUGUGUGUACUUAGCAAUCGGUAGUGUUUGCUUUCAAAUUGCCGAAACGCCGAUGGAGGAGUCAUUGCGUAGCACUGUGCGUCAACAACGCACCGAAUUCCUGCUGAAGUAUCCACAAAUAUUGGAUGAAGACCUCGAGGAGUUUCUCAAAGCCGUGAUAACAGCCAACGAUCGAGGCAUAUCACCGUUACGCAAUGCAACAAAUGAAAUGAACUGGAGCUUUGGUCAGGCAUUCUUCUUCUCAAGCACCGUGAUAACAACAAUCGGAUACGGCCAUGUAACGCCACUUAGCCAAACGGGGAAAAUAUUCUGCAUAAUUUAUGCGGCCAUUGGUAUACCACUCACGUUGGUGCUAUUGAGUGCGAUGGUGGAGCGGCUGUUGGUCCCGGCCAGCUGGUUGUUGGGCACUUUGAAUUCGAAAUUGGGUCAUCUCUAUCAGCCCUUCAAUAUACGACUUUUGCAUCUAAGCAUUGUGGCUACGCUUGUUAUCGUCUUAUUCUUUGGCAUACCAACCGCAGUUUUUGCUUAUAUUGAACCCGCCUGGGGUGCUUUGGACGCUUUCUACUAUUGUUUCAUCUCAUUGACAACUAUUGGGUUGGGUGAUUAUAUACCUGGCGAGGGUGUGACCAUUGGCAAUCGUUCCAUGUACAAAAUAUUCAUAAGCGGUUAUUUGAUUUGUGGUCUCAUUGCAAUGAUGUUUGUGCUGACGAUCUUCUAUGAUAUACCGCAACUCAAUCUAGGUCAACUGUUUACUGAAAGCACAAAUGGUGAAACGGAAAAGUUGCGCCUAUCCGGCAACAAUACCACAUGCUAUUCUGGCCCAUCAGGUCUGUAUAUGCCACAGCGUGAUGAGGAUACUAGGCGUGCCGUAGUUCGCAUACGUCCACACGGCGACGAUUCACCCAGUCCCGAUGAAGCACCAUCUUCGCUCAAUAGCGACAUAAGAGUCCCAUAAGCAUAGACUAGGAGCGGCAUUUGCCGGAUGAAUUGACGGUGAAGAUGGCGUUGUUGGAGCAACUACUGCGUACAUGUACGUAUAUAUCGUUGGCAAAACACUUGGCAUAUCCUAGAAACAACAUAAAAUAAUCCAAAACCGUACUCGUAUCAUGCACUCAAGUAACCACUCUACAAAAGUACAUAUAUAUGUACAUAUGUAUGCAGUUUUAAGGUAAAUAAGGGAGUAUUUAGCACAUGCCCGUUACCAAGCAUAUGCCAGCGGGCCGGUUACAAACAUUCUAUCAAUUGCCACUUUAAUUAAUUCUUUUUUUAUUUAAACAAAUGAAGCAUAAACAAAGACAAAUCUUUUGAAUGUACAAAACGAACAGCAUACAAUACAAAAAAUACCUAUUUAAAUUGCUCUACUCAAAAACUAUACUAUUUUAAGCAUUAAGUAAAAAAAAAACAUAGAAAAACUAUCAACUUCUUGGCAAAUGUCAUGAAACAUUGUAGAAAUACUGUAAAGCUAUCAUAAAAAAACAAAGUGUUGAAUGUUGCAAUUCUAGGGGGUAAUGUAAGGUGCAAUUAGUUGCAGGUCUACUUAUUUCUAACGGUAGUUGGUAGUUGUGGAAAAUUAUAAA
Bactrocera tryoni is the source of this 2464-nucleotide messenger RNA. RefSeq names its product potassium channel subfamily K member 1-like. Gene Ontology annotation, cellular component: membrane. Lineage: Eukaryota; Metazoa; Arthropoda; Insecta; Diptera; Tephritidae. The coding region runs from base 403 to 1842 and encodes 479 amino acids. Gene Ontology annotation, biological process: potassium ion transmembrane transport; stabilization of membrane potential. Gene Ontology annotation, molecular function: potassium ion leak channel activity. The transcript is spliced from 5 exons. The record is from RefSeq and is a predicted model, not a curated record.